Nothobranchius furzeri (turquoise killifish) is the source of this 417-nucleotide messenger RNA. RefSeq names its product small integral membrane protein 20 (gene smim20). NCBI's taxonomy places the organism in Eukaryota, Metazoa, Chordata, Actinopteri, Cyprinodontiformes, Nothobranchiidae. Gene Ontology annotation, cellular component: mitochondrial inner membrane. The record is from RefSeq and is a predicted model, not a curated record. Gene Ontology annotation, biological process: mitochondrial respiratory chain complex IV assembly.
UAUCAUGACGUAAUGGCCGGAAGCUGUCGCUGUAAACGCAAGUAAACACGCUUGGAGGUGAGAGACCGCCUCUGAUGUAAGAAAAUGUCCAAAAACGCUAAAAUAGUGUUAAUAUUCGGAGGCUUCGUUACGGCGGUGGCCGCUGCGUUUUACCCCAUAUUUUUUUAUCCUCUAACACACAAAGACGAUUACAGAGAAGUCCAAAAGGUAAACCGGGCAGGAAUUAACCAGGCAGAUGUGCAGCCAGUUGGUCUGAAGGUGUGGUCUGAUCCAUUCAAACCAGCAGAUAAGUGAUGGCUGGUGUGAGCUGGGCCUUGGGACAUGUUAAUGAAGAACGUCUCUGAUGAGUGCUUAGUGUGCGUCUCAGUGAAUUUUAUUGCAUUUUUUCAUUGUAAAUAAAGUUUAAUGGUUCAAGAA